Molecule: messenger RNA, 4131 nt
Organism: Vitrella brassicaformis
Lineage: Eukaryota; Vitrellaceae
Source: the annotation of a GenBank genome assembly
CUGAAUGGGACCAAAAUGACGAAAAGCAGUCUGACACAGCCUCGGCUUUUGCUAUUACCGAGUUCGACGCACAUGACACACGAAUGCAACUUCGGUUGUUUCAGAAUGAAUGCACUGACACUGACUGUCAAGACGAUCACACGUGUCAGACAGGCGGCCACACACGCGACCGACGUUGAAUUCAUCGACAGACACAGGACAGACACGGCACCCUGGCUAUUUGUCCCCACCCUCCCUUCGUUCCCUGGCUGCCAUCUGCGCGUCCAUCUCCGCCUGCAGCUUGGCCCGGAUCAGUGUCUGGUAGUACUCCAGCCGCCCCUGUUGGCUACCAUCGGCAGACGGUUGGUCCCGCGCCGGUGGUUGCCCCUGGGCACCACCCUUCGGCUGCAGCUGCUUUUGCAUGGCGUCAAGGCAUGUGGUGAGGUCGACGAUCUCAGCCGCCCCGCCGAGUGCCUCGAUGACCUUCUGGAUGUAGGACAGAUCGGUGGCCAGCUGACGCAGACCGCCGCUGCUUAGACGCUCUAUCUGAGAGAGACGACAGAGAGAGAGGCAGGCAGGCAAGCAGCCAGAUGGCUGAGUGAGUGAGGGGGGUGGGUUGAUAGAAUGCGUGACUGUCUGACCUGCGCGGCCUUUGCCAGGAGAGUGCUGCCGACUGAGCCGAGCACACGGGGGAGCCACACAGACGCACCAGACUCCUACACACACACACACUGAUAUGCACUCCACACGAGUGCCGCGCGUGUGGAUGUGUCCACCAGGCCUGUCUGUCUGUGUGUACCUGUGGGCCGUGUGCGGGCGAUACGGGUGUCUGGUUGGCCACCUGCUGCUGCUGCUGCUGGUGUUGCUGUGAGUGUGACUCGAGGUGGGGGACGAGGGAGAGCAGGUGCUCACCCACCGCUGUGAUUAGCGACGUCGGCGAACCAGACAGACCAACCUCACCCUACACAACACACGGCCAUAGGAUGCUGUAACCAACCGAUUGACCCACAGCAGUGCACUGUACACGUAAGGUACCAUCAGUGUGUCGUUGGAGACCGCCGUCCACUCGGUCAAGCUGUGAUAAUCCUGAAGACAAGACAAGACAAGACAAGACAAGACAGCCAUGAGGUGCAUUGCAACACACAUCGAACCUUCCCACCCACCGACCUGAAGCGUGACGGUCACAGGGUAUGUGCAGCACUGCGACACGACAUCCUUGACGCGACUCCGUAAACGGUCAAACUCCGCCACUGCCACAGCCAGGACAAAGGGCCCAUCGGAUGACCCUGGGGCUUGCGGCGGGGGGAUAGACGCGGCUGGUGGGCCCUCGGGCGGCUGCGUCUCAGCUGGUGGCUGCGACUCGAUUAUCUGCAAGGCCUUGGCAACACUCGCCGUCGGGAUCGUCGACAGAGACGGCAUCAGAUCGCUGGAUGGACGGACGGACGCACAACACACGCAGAUGGGGAAGAGACACAAGAGGCAAGUCCACACGGACAGGUGUGUGUGUUUUGUGUGUCUGGUUCCCUCACUUCUUGAGCGUUUUCUGCAGUGUGUUGAGCCUCGUGGGGCGGUGGUAGACGGCCUGGGCAGUGGCAAGCGCCGACCCCUGCAGGGCCGCGAACUUGUCGGCCAGGACGGCCAGCAGGUUGUGGAACUGCAGGCACGUCAUUAGCAGCGACACAUCCAGCGGCACAAGCGCACCCGCACCCAGCCCCACACCGCCAGACGGGCCAGACACACGCUGCCGCUGCAGAGUGGACGCCUGGUUAGCCACACAGAGGGAGGGAGGGUGGAUGGAUUGCCGGUGGCUUGGUGUGGUGUGGUGCUUGGCUUGCCUUGUGUUUGAUGGUGUUGGUGAAGAUGUCGCAGAGGGGCGUCCACCUCUUCCAGUACUCGGCGCAAAUGUCCUCGAUGCCGGCCAGCCACACGGGCGCCAGGAGUGCAGCCGACAAGUCCUUAAGGGCCUCGCCGCUCUGCGUCAGCCGCCACAACACCUUCAUGGCGUCCGUCUCGGCCUCGUACACCGCCUGUGUAGACAGACAACACACCCAUACACACACAACACAACACACACCCAAUGGAAUGAGUCCUCUCGAUAGGUAGACACACUGACCGACCUGUGACGGCGGCCAUGAGGGGUUGAAUGGCGGCGAUUUCGCGAUGCUCUCCCGGAGCUUAGCGAGCAGCACCUGGCCCAUCCCCCGCAGCAGCCCGUCGGGCAGAAGGCUCUCACGCACCGCUGGGGUGCCGCCAUGGGUCUCCUCGGCUGGUGCAGGAGUGACGACGGCGAUUGUUGGCCAGAGGCGCCUCUCGCUCUCGGCGAUGAUGGGCGUGGCGCACAGCAGAAGGCAGCUCUGCUCGUACGCCUGCACCAGACGCUCGAAGAUCUAAUGCAUGACACGCAGGCAGAUCAGAUGGAUGAAAGCAAAGCUGCAUCCAUCGUGGCUGGGCCGUCGUGUGGGCGGCCGGGCCGCAUGACACACCUGAUAAGCCUCAGCGGUCCUCCUCUGCUCCAUGGCCCACUUCAUGAGACGCCCGACGUCGGCAUGUGGCACAGUGACGCUCGUCCGCACCAGGCCAGCAAUGAGCUCCUUCCAGUCGAUCUCCAGCACCAGCGGCGCCGCGCCCACCUGUGGAUGGCCACGGGGCGAUGUGGUCGUGGUCGUGAGGGACUCUUCCGGGAGGUUGGUGUCUCCCGAUGUGCCGCCGAGCAGCAUUGAUGGUGAGUGUGGGCUGGAGAGGCCGCCGUCCUCAUCUGCUUCGUCGUGUGCGGGUGUGCGGUGUGUGGGUGAGGAGUGGCGGGGGGUUUCGGGCUGGUAGUCGCUCACGGCCUUGAGCAGCUGGGUGUGCUGACAUGACAGACACCACAGACAGACAAGAAAGAGAGAACGCAGUUUGUGCCAUUCGGCGACGAUAUAUGAGGGAUGGGGACACUCUGAUCUUCUCACUCCCCCACCCUGUUGAUCUGUUUGGAAGUCUGUUCGAAGAAGAGCUGGACGGCAUCGUUCUCGCUCAGACGGCUCUCGGGCUCGGCAUACCCACCACCGCCCCCAUCCAACAGGUCACCUGCUGCACGUAUGCACACACAGACACGAGACGAGAAACACAUGAAACGAAACCCGACCUUCCCUCCCACUUCCCACUUCCCUCCUCUCUGUCUGUUGGUGGCCCACCUUUGUCAUGUCUAAGGGUCUCUCCCUGCCGGCCCUCCCCCUCCCCGUCGGCACCCAUGGUGGUCCGCCGCCAGAGGUUGCCCCAGAUGUCCCGACACUCCUCAGCAAAACACUCCCUCGCCGCGUCCAGCCACGCCGCGCCCCCAUCAUCCUUGAGCUGGCCGAACACCUCGGCGCACAUCCGCAGCUCCUUGACGUUGACAUCCGCCAUGGCGGCGGCCAUCUUGUGCUUGACCUCGGCCAUCAGCUGGUCGUGGAAACGCUUGGCCACCGCGGCGCGCUUCGAGUACUCGGGAAGGACUUCCAGCACCUCGACGGUCUCCUGCAGGGCGGUGAGGUGGCCUGACACGGGCAGCAGGCUGCCCGACACCAGCAGCGCCUCGAUCUCCUUGACGCGAUACUCCCACUGGUGGAUCUCGGUCAGCACGCGCUUGCACGUCUCGAGUCGUCCCUUGGCGGCGUCGAUCUCCGAGAGGAAGGCCAGGCUCUCCUGCUGGUCCGUGUCGACGAUCGACAGCUCCCCAAGCAGCACCCGUAGCCGCUCCUUGCACCGGCUGAUCUCGUGACGCAUCUUGCCGAUGUCGCUCAGGAGGCCCGGGAUGGAGCUCACGAUCUGGCUGCCGACCACCUCGACAGACGACGAGAGGUCCGCACACGCCAUCUGCAGCUGCAUGGACAGAGUCGACAGGAAGGAGUCCAUCCCAGGGGCGGCGGCUGAUGCUGACGACGAAGGGGCUGCUCCCUUCUGGCCCUGCGAGAGCGGCCGGCCCUGUCUGCUUGCAUUGGUGCCGGCUGCGGCGGUGAGCUGGAACUCCUGCAUGAGGCCGUCCAGCCAUUUGGCAGCAUCGAACCUCUGGUCUUCGAGAGGCCGCAGAUCUAGCCUGCCGUCAGCCGUAUACGCACUCAUCUCUCAGAUUUGUGUGACAACGAUUUGCUUCCUUUUGUUGUCGUGUGGUCACUGCGGCGCGGGUGCCUUCCG